CGCUUGUUAUGUACACACAACCAGCAAGAAGAUCCACAGUGGAUAAAUUUCACAAUUGAUCACUUAUACAUGGUGGCAAAAAUAUUUCCCUUGAAACCUUUAAUUUAGGCGGGGCAAAGGAGGAGAUCCAAUUUCCGUUUCUUUGACACUAGGGUUUUCACUCUUCUUCGUCUCCGUAGAAAGCUGCAGGCCCGCAUCAUUCUUGAAACAAUUAUUACAGUAUGGACCCAGACCAAGUUGUUGCUGAAUUGGUUGGAAUGGGAUUUGAGUUUUCUGAUAUUACCAAUGCUGUAGAAGUUGUGGGUCCAUCAAUUGAUAGUGUGAUUGAUUUUCUACUCGAUGAUUCUCGAAGAAACACUGCGAGUGCAUCAACUAGUAAUGCAUGUUUCAGCAACCGUGCUGGUACGCUGGGAAAAAGAGGCUCCUCUUCUUCUUCGUGUUCUGCAGGCAAAAUACGGCAAUCAAGCAUAAACGAAUUCAUUCAAUCAGCAGGUAGACCUAAAAGAAGCAAGACAAUGAAUACGUUGGAUAUGUCUCAAUCAGAAGUCUUGCAAAGAGAUACCAGAGAUCGAAAUGUGCAUCCUCCUCUAGAGGAUUCUGAUCUUCACAUUGCAACUGAAAAAGCUGUAUUAUCAUCGUAUUGCAAAGAUGAAGACAUUGGACCAGAUUGGCAAAAGAAGGUCAAGAAUUUGUUGCAGAAGCACUUUGGAUUUUCAUUGUUGAAGGAUUUUCAGAAAGAAGCUCUGGAGGCUUGGUUAACUCACCAAGACUGUCUUGUUCUUGCAGCAACAGGAUCAGGGAAAUCUUUGUGUUUUCAGAUUCCAGCAUUGCUGACUGGGAAGGUUGUCGUUGUUAUAUCACCGUUGAUUAGCUUGAUGCACGAUCAGUGUUUGAAGUUAGCAAAACAUGGUGUUUCUGCUUGCUUCCUUGGAUCUGGUCAAGUUGAUCGAAGUGUUGAACAAAAAGCAAUGGCAGGCAUGUAUAGCAUCAUUUAUAUAUGCCCUGAGACAAUUCUAAGACUCAUAAAACCCCUCCAAAGCCUUGCAGAAAGUCGUGGAAUCGCUCUAUUUGCAGUUGAUGAAGUUCAUUGUGUUUCUAAGUGGGGUCAUGAUUUUCGACCAGAUUACAGGCGAUUAUCUGUUCUGAGAGAGAACUUUAGAAUGGAUACCAUGAAGUUUCUGAAGUUUGACAUUCCGAUCAUGGCACUGACUGCUACUGCCACUACUCGUGUUCGAGAAGACAUUCUGCAGUCAUUGCACUUGUCAAAGGCGACACAAAUUGUUCUCACUUCUUUUUUCCGGCCAAAUCUCCGAUUUUUAGUGAAACACUCUAAAACAUCAUCUUUAGCAUCCUACAAGAAGGAUUUUCAUGACUUGAUAAGCAUUUAUUCCAGAAAAGGAAAGUCUUCCUCAAAAAAUAAGUUAAUGUCUACAAAUCUGGAGAACUCUGAAAGCUCUGAUAAUGCUUCCAAUGUGUGCAUGGAUGAACAUAAUGGGAUCAAUGAGGUUAAUGUAGAUGAUGUUGAGGGGGAUGCUGUUUCUGAGAGUGACAAUGAAGUAUCUUCUCCUGGGAGAUAUGGUUUAGAUUCAUUUAAGGAUAGACAAUUGUCUGUUGAGUAUCUGGAAGAUGAGUGUGAUGUUGUGCAAGAUGUUGAUGAUUUGGAUGUUUCUUGUGGUGAAUUUAGUGGAAAACUACCGUUGAAAGGUUGUUGUGGUUUUCUGUUGCACAAAACUCCUGAUCUGGCCAAUGAUCCAGAAGAAAGAGCAAAGCUUCGACACAAACCGUUGGAGGACGGACCAACAAUAAUCUAUGCCCCAACUAGGAAAGAAACACUGAGUAUAUCAAAAUUUCUUUCUAAAUUUGGGAUCAAGGCUGCUGCUUACAAUGCUAAGUUGCCAAAAUCACAUCUGAGGCAGGUGCAUAGGGAAUUUCACGAGAACACUCUGCAGGUAAUUGUCGCAACAAUUGCCUUUGGGAUGGGCAUUGACAAGUUGAAUGUGCGAAGGAUCAUCCACUAUGGUUGGCCCCAGAGUCUGGAGGCUUAUUAUCAAGAGGCUGGUCGAGCUGGUCGGGAUGGAAAAGUAGCAGAGUGUGUUCUGUAUGCAAACUUGUCAAGAACACCAACGCUUCUACCAAGUCAAAGAAGUGAGGAGCAGACAAAACAAGCAUAUAAGAUGUUAUCUGAUUGCUUCAGAUAUGGAAUGAACACUUCUUGCUGUAGAGCCAAGUCACUUGUGGAGUACUUUGGCGAGCACUUUCUUUUGGAGAAAUGUCUUGUGUGUGAUAUAUGCAUCAAAGGACCACCUGAAAAACAGAAUUUAAAGGCUGAGGCGAUGAUCUUCUUGCAAGUUGUUGCUACUCAUUGUAGAAAUUUUGCAGACAUCUCCUAUGGUGGUUAUGAAGGGAGACUUGGUGAGAGGCCAAACAUCAAGGCUUUAGUCAGCAGAAUAAGGGAACAGUAUCAACAAUUUAGUGCAAGUGACCUCUUGUGGUGGAGAGGUCUUGCGCGACUGUUGGAAGUUGAAGGAUUUAUUAGGGAGGGAGAUGACAUGACCCGUGUGCAGAUAAAAUACCCAGAAGUAACAGAACGUGGAAGGCAGUUCCUGAGUUGUGAAACAGAGCAGCCAUUUCAUGUUUAUCCUGAAGCAGAUAUGUUGCUGUCUAUGAGAAGCCCCAAGUCCUUUUCCAGUUUUGCUGAAUGGGGAAAAGGGUGGGCUGAUCCCGAGAUCCGUCACCAACGUUUGCAAAGAAAACGAACUUGGAAAUCUCCAAGAAAACGAAAAUCACGUAAACGUCAGCCUGAUUCUAAUACAGUUCGAGGAAGAUUGACUGCCAAGCUAUCAAAAAAGUGACACAAAUGUGAACUAUUGAACUGGUUAAAAAGACUUCGACGCUAGUGAGGAUUGAGACAAAUCAGCCAUUAUUUAUUCGUCCAUUAUGUUCUGGUUGUGAUUGAUGGAUCCUUUUAAGAUGUCAUGUUUGUUUUUGUUUAUUUUUAAUCUGAAUUUAGUCCCAACCCUGUUAAUAUAACAAUAGUAUAGCCAAUGUAAUUUCAUACGUGGGAUCUGGUA
Molecule: messenger RNA, 3071 nt
Organism: Solanum dulcamara
Lineage: Eukaryota; Viridiplantae; Streptophyta; Magnoliopsida; Solanales; Solanaceae
Product: ATP-dependent DNA helicase Q-like SIM
Exons: 16
Coding region: 222-2852 (876 amino acids)
Biological process (GO): double-strand break repair via homologous recombination
Cellular component (GO): nucleus; cytoplasm; chromosome
Molecular function (GO): 3'-5' DNA helicase activity; ATP binding; nucleic acid binding
Source: RefSeq, a predicted model, not a curated record